This is a messenger RNA of Diorhabda sublineata, 2370 nucleotides long. Its product is annotated as transmembrane protein 26. The coding region runs from base 64 to 1524 and encodes 486 amino acids. The transcript has 7 exons. The record is from RefSeq and is a predicted model, not a curated record. NCBI's taxonomy places the organism in Eukaryota, Metazoa, Arthropoda, Insecta, Coleoptera, Chrysomelidae.
CCGGAUCUCAAAUUGACGAUUUGUUUGUUAAUAAAAACAUGUAUAUUAAAAAAAAUAGUUGAAAUGGGUAAAUACAGAGUGGUUCGGGCUAUAUUUAUUCGUUUAGUGUUUGUGGUUCAUUCGCUAUUAGCAAUCGCACAAUUAGUUUAUAUGAAAAAUGACAGGAGGUGGUGGUACUUAUGUUGUCCAUUAUUUUUUAUGAUAUUAGAAACUGUUGUAACAAUGACACUCAGAAAGAAUCUCGAAUGGUCAUGGUUUUGCCCCUCGGUAUUUUUGUAUUUGGCGAGUGUUGUUCCAGCAAUAUGGCUAUUAGAACUGGACAAAGUAGAAAGGCGAAUGAAAGCAUUGGAAGAGUUACCGAUGAAUCUAACAACAGGAGCUCAACUCACGGACAUAAGUAAUCUCAUAGGAAUCGGGGUAGACAUAAAACUUCCCGACAUUUCUUUAAGCACGGAAACGUGGAUAACUCUAAUUGAGCAAUUUCUAAUGUUAAUACUCAUAAUUGGUAGAUGGAUGUUGCCAAAAGGUGAUCUCACUAGGGAUCAACUAAGCCAGCUCUUACUAGUCUAUAUUGGAACGGCUGCUGAUAUUCUCGAAUUCUUUGAUUCAUUUAAAGAUGACAAAAUAGCUUCUGAACCAGUAUUAGUACUACUUACAUUAGCUAUCUGGUCAUGGAGCUUAAUGCAAUUUACUGUAGUUUUAACAGCUACUAAAGCUAGAAAAUCUAGACUUGCUACAACUUCAUCUACGAUUCAAAAAUCAGACAACUGUUGUACAAUAGACGUCUGCAGUAUUUUACUUAAUAUAACACUACAAGACGCCCCUUACCUUGCGUUCAGACUACUUCUCAUCUGUCAUUACAAAAUUAUCACAUAUAUGAACAUUUUCUUCACCUGCAAAAAUACUUUGGUAAUUCUUCUGCAAAUUUAUCGUCUUUACGUUGUUUAUACAGAAAACAAUAAAGAAAAGCCAGAUGACGUAGAACUAGCUUCGACGGUUUCCAUUAUUUCUAACUUAUCCAGAAGUGAUUUAACUUUUGAACCAAAAAGGAGACGAAGACCUCCUCGUUCUCAACAAGCUAGUAUAAGAAGUCAAAGCACGGUUAAGAGUCAUAAAAGUAGGAGCAGUAAAAAGAGUAUUGAUACAGGAGAUUCAAGUGAUAGUGAUGGAAGUAGGAUCAGUAGUACCAGAAGAGAAAGGAAGUCGAAUACCAGGAAGGACACGGGAUACUCGACUGCUAGCUCUCAAACGAGCACUCGGAAUAGCGGCCAUUUACCUCCUUCAAAACCAACAUUAGAUAACGUGGAUAGAGAGACGAGAAGAAUGAUGAAACAAAAACUUAAACGAUCCGACAGGGAUACUAGAGGUAGAAGAAAAUUGGAAGACGUCUUUUCCGAAGAAAGCGACGCGGCUAAUUUAGAAGAACCGACUUUAAAGAAAAAUAAACCAAAAAAAAACCAAAGUAGAGAAUCGAAAAACGAUAAAAAUUCCACAUUUACUACGAGCGAUCAAUCGUCCGACUGACGUCAUCAAUUAGCCAUAAUGGCUAUAUUUUGCCUAUAUUUAUUUAUUUUUAUAUGCUGCCUAUUUGUUAUAUAUUGUGGAAUUAAUUCGGAGGGUCUUGUAAUUGCCAGAGUAAACAGAAAAAAUAGAACCAAGGUAUGAAUCGUACGAAUACGACAAAGAUUUUUGGUGUUAUUCGUUUUGUAGAUUUCUACAAUAGAUCAAAGUGAAUGUACUAGAAUUGUGGAUGAAUUAAUCAACAGCUAGAUGAACAAUAGUAUAAGGUGGGCUAAAACUAAUCAUCCAAUAUUAGUUUGCUGUAAUUCUUUAAUGGAAACUUUAGCUUGCGAAAUUUGAUUAUUUAGAUAAUUCACUUACAAUUUAUUAGAAAAUGAUAUAAGCCGCUGCUAGAAUUUAUGACACUUUCCAGUAUUCUGGCGACGUAUUCUUGAAUCUGACGCGAACCCGACACUUCAACAAAAAGAAGUCUGCAACAUUUAAAUCGAGAGCGACUCUUCAAAAUAUCAAUCGUGGUCGUUGCACCAUCCUGUUGAAACUAUGUAUUCUAGUUCUGGUUGAACAAGAAAAAAUGUGGGAAUCAUGACUGUGUUUUUUUCUUUGGUAGCAGCAUCAGGAGCAAAUUUUUAUGGUGGUAAAAAGAAACAUGUCAGUCGAGGGCUAUGUUGAACAUUCCAGCGUUUAUAGAAAUACCAUUGCGGAUAAUAUUAUACCAACAUCUAACAACUUAGCAGAUUUUGGACGGGCUGCGAAGCUUCCUAACUACGUAAAGCAUUAAUGUGUUUUAGUUGUACGAAUAUUAGGCUUAAGUGAUGAUUGUUAAAUAUUGAUAAUAAAAAUUUGAAUUUC